Calliphora vicina (urban bluebottle blowfly) is the source of this 818-nucleotide messenger RNA. It is a transcript of the gene Mob3, whose product is annotated as MOB kinase activator 3. The transcript has 6 exons. NCBI's taxonomy places the organism in Eukaryota, Metazoa, Arthropoda, Insecta, Diptera, Calliphoridae. The record is from RefSeq and is a predicted model, not a curated record. Gene Ontology annotation, cellular component: cytoplasm. Bases 119 to 775 code for a protein of 218 amino acids.
ACAGCAAAAAUCCUUAAAUAUGAAUCAGCUGCUUUAAAUUAUUAAAAUAAACUUAAUAUAUAUUGUUAGUUCAUAAAUCUUUUCUGAAAGAAAUUCUUUUAUAUUUUAUUAAUGUGUGAUGUCUUUAAAUGGCUUUUUGGAUUUUUUUCAAAAGGGUAAAACAUUCAGGCCAAAAAAAAGAUUUACUGCAGGUACAAUUCGAUAUUCCCUACAUAAACAAGCACAAGCUAGUCUUCAAUCUGGAAUUAAUCUUCGACAUGUUGUUCGUCUUCCAGAAGGGGAAAACUUAAACGAUUGGAUAGCAGUACAUGUUGUUGAUUUUUUUAAUCGCAUAAACCUAAUAUAUGGGACAGUUUCAGAAUACUGUAAUGAAAAUACGUGCCCAACUAUGAGUGGAGGUUCGCGGUAUGAAUAUUUAUGGGCGGAUGGCGAAAGUUAUAAAAAGCCUACCGCACUACCAGCACCAAAAUAUAUUGAGCUUUUAAUGGACUGGAUAGAAUCUCAAAUUAAUAAUGAAUCUAUUUUUCCCGUAUCAACAGAUGUACCUUUUCCUAAAACAUUUCCGAGUCUCUGUAGAAAAAUAUUGACUCGAUUAUUUAGAGUGUUUGUGCAUGUUUAUAUUCAUCACUUUGAUCGCAUUGUCAGCAUUGGCGCAGAAGCUCAUGUGAACGCGUGUUACAAACAUUUUUAUUAUUUCGUUCAAGAAUUCGAUCUAAUAACAAGUAAAGAAUUGGAACCACUAAAUGAAAUGACAUCCCGAAUAUGUAAAGAUUGAGUAAUACUAUAGUAAAUGAAAUAAAGUCAAGUUAUAACGUGUA